Cylicostephanus goldi is the source of this 390-nucleotide messenger RNA. Lineage: Eukaryota; Metazoa; Nematoda; Chromadorea; Rhabditida; Strongylidae. The record is from the annotation of a GenBank genome assembly.
AUGGCGAACGAUGGCUGUUUUCCGCACUAUGACCCUUCGUCGCAUGGAGGAGGAUUCGAUUUUACCCUCGUCGAUAUCUCCGAGAAGCUUAGGAUGGACGACGAUACUUUGAAGGAUGGCUUCAGUCUCCUUGCCAAUCUCAGAUGCAGCUACUUUCAGCGACCUAACUCUCAACGUGAACGCAAGCUCUGGUACUGCUACGGGAGAUUGCCGUACGGACCAAACGGCAACAACAAACCAUCUGCGACCAUCUUGUGCGGAUCGCUCCUCAGCCAGUGCAGGAUUCCCGCCAAGGUGUUCGCAUUAUCCUACUUCUGGGUGAGAGAACUUGGCCUUGUUAAGAACAAGAUGCAUGAGCUUGGGAUAAGACACACGUCCAUUGUACAAUAA